AUGUCACCAUACAAAGGACAUCUUCUCCCUUCUUCAAAUUACUCCUCAAAAUGUCUUGCCCCAACAGCUCUCCCGCUACUAACUCGUUUUUAGUAGAUUCUCUGAUAAGUGCGUGUAGAGGCGAUAAUUUCUAUUCAAACAGCCCCAUGUACAUGCAAUCGAGCACAGAUAUGGGAACUUACGGAAUGCAGACCUGUGGACUGCUCCCGACAAUGACUAAACGAGGAGAGAUUUGUCACCCAAAUAUGACUAUGAGUGUUCAUCCGUAUUUAUCUCAGGUAGAUGGCUGGGCUGACCCUUCGAGACCAUGCCGAAUUGAGCAACCUGUUACUCCGCAGAUGCCCACGUGUUCUUUCCCUGCUAGCGUGAAGGAAGAAAGUACUUGCUGCAUGUAUAAUUCUGAUAAACGAGCUAAAGUCACUUCUUCAGAAAUUCCCGGUUAUCACAGGCUGAUCCCUGAGACCUGCUCUAUUGAUAAUCCUGAGAUUCCCAUCCCUGGAUAUUUCAGACUUUGCCAAGCUUACCCGGUGGAGAAAAACCUGGACUAUGGCAAUGUUGCAGAUAUCAGUUCAAAUGUGGUGCCGCAGUCGGCCCUGGGGUUUGUCAGCAAACCUCAGGUGGCCAGCCAGUCUGCAGUGGACAGGAAAAUAACUGAGAAGCCAAACGCACAGGAUUCCACCAAAGGAAAACCUCUGAAAAGUCCUGAGCCAAAGCUCAGUUCACUGGAGGCCAGUGCGGCUGCUGAAGGAGUCGCUUCAGACUCAGAAGUGUCGGACAAAGAGACUAAAGAGGAUACCACGACUAAGGCUGCGACGGGCAAUUGGCUAACGGCAAAGACUGGAAGAAAGAAGAGAUGUCCUUACACAAAAUACCAAACACUGGAAUUGGAGAAGGAAUUUUUAUUCAAUAUGUAUCUGACUCGUGAGCGCCGUCUAGAGAUAAGUAAGAGCGUCAAUCUGACCGACCGACAAGUGAAGAUCUGGUUUCAAAACCGGAGAAUGAAACUGAAGAAAAUGAGCAGAGAAAACCGAAUCCGAGAACUGACCGCCAACCUGACCUUUUCGUGAGCCAAUCAAAUGUUUUGGGGAACGGAAUACAACGCGUUUAGUGCUGCAGUGGUUUACCGGAGACUGUGGAAAUCGUUAUGCAUUAGACCCAGUCUGGGUUACAGUACUGCCCAUUACUUUGAUAAUGUCUCUCUUUCAAUGUUGUCUGAAAACACAGUAGCACGUUUACCUUAUCAAGAAUGUUGCUUUUUUUAAAAAAAAACUGUCUUAUUUAACACAGGGUUAAUUAUUUACUUUAAUUUAGUCAGUAGGUUUUAAGUUAUUCGUGCAAUUUUUUUUUUUGGGGGGGGAAAGAGUUGACUGUACACAAUGCUAGAAAUUCUCAUUUAGCAAAAUUAUGAUUCGUCAAAAAGAACAUUUAUCUGGUAAUUACAGAUCAGAUAGACGUCCCACUGCUAAUGUGAACAAUUAACAGAAGCGCAUCUUUUUAAUUGUUAAAUACAGAGCUACACCUUUUAAAAAAAUCCCUUAUACAAUUAUAGCGGUCAGAUCAUUAGGUUUGUGAAGGUACAUUUCUGGAGUAUGUGAUGGAAUAGCGAUGCUAAAUUUCAUGUGUAUUUAUGUGCAUGUGUCUGUUGCACGAAUAUAUAAUAAAUCC
Molecule: messenger RNA, 1665 nt
Organism: Callorhinchus milii (elephant shark)
Lineage: Eukaryota; Metazoa; Chordata; Chondrichthyes; Chimaeriformes; Callorhinchidae
Gene: hoxd10a
Product: homeobox D10a
Exons: 2
Coding region: 51-1067 (338 amino acids)
Biological process (GO): regulation of transcription by RNA polymerase II
Cellular component (GO): nucleus
Molecular function (GO): DNA-binding transcription factor activity, RNA polymerase II-specific; RNA polymerase II cis-regulatory region sequence-specific DNA binding
Source: RefSeq, a predicted model, not a curated record